ACCUACCUUCCUCCCUCUCUAAAUAGCAAUUCCUUUUUGGUUACUUGGUGAUAUCUGCUUCUGUGUCUCCUCAAAUUCUCAUUCUAUCGCCAGAUUGUGAAUUCAUCUUCGUGUUGUUACGAUCAAUACUUCAAGUUUUCAAUCUUUUCGAACACACAAAGCUUAGAAGUUUUCCAAAUUCCCUCUCUCUCUACAACUUGCAGAGAAAAUGCUGGAGAAUUCAGAUAUGUUUGAAGCAAGUGGUUGCUUCGAUCCCAAUUCUGUAGCUCACCAUCAACAAGUGCUUAUUGAUCAUCAAGGUGACAGUUUCCCACAACCCCAUGUCUCCAACUUCCACCAAAUUUCCAAUUUCUCCGCCAUUGAAGCACCUGCAGAUCAGCUUCAUCACCAACAUCUCAUGAACAUGGACAUGGAUCACCAGAACCACCAACAAAUCAACUGGGCUCAUAAUCCUCAUGAUCAGAUUCUUAUCGGGAACGAUAACAAUUGUUUGCCUACACCAACACCACCAGAUCUCCUCAAUCUCUUCCAGUUACCCAGAUGCUCUUCAUCAAUAUGCUUUUCCAACCCGACCCAUAUCGAUCAAACCUCGGGUCAAGUCAUGUUCGAUCCGCUAUUACCUCACAAUCUCCCUCCACAGCCUCCAUUCUUCAGAGAGUUGCUGAAUUCUCUCCCAAACGGGUUCAAUUUGACUGGUUGUGGCUCCAUUUUUGGCGAGAUGGAUAUGGACAGAGGAGAACAGAAUCAACUGUAUCAUGACGGAGAUGCCGUUUUGGAGUUUGGUGGGGGAAUAAUUAAUGGAAAAGGGAGAGAAAACAAAGAUACAAAACAUUUUGCGACUGAGAAACAUAGAAGGCAACAAUUGAAUGGCAAGUUUGAGGCCUUGAAGGGAUUAGUCCCAAAUCCCACAAAGGCUGAUCGAGCAUCGGUGGUCGGAGAUGCCAUUGAAUACAUCAACGAACUCAAGAGAACUGUCGAAGAACUGAAGAUUUUGGUGGAGAGGAAGAGAUGCAACAGAGGUAGGAUGAAAAAGCACAAAACAGAAGACGAUUCGACUUUAGAUGUAGAGAGUAUUUACACAAAGAGCAAUGGUGGUGGCAGCGCCGGUGCCGGCGCCGGCGCCGGAGAUCAUGCUCAUGAUCAACAAACCUACAACGGCAAUUCAACUUCUACAAUGAGGAGCUCAUGGCUACAGAGAAAAUCCAAAAACACAGAGAUCGAUGUUCGAAUCAUUGAUGAUGAAGUUACAAUCAAAUUGGUGCAACAAAAGAGGAUCAACUGUUUGUUUCUUGUUUCAAAAGUUCUUCAUGAGCUUCAACUGGAUCUUCAUCAUGUCGCUGGUGGACUCAUCGGUGAUUUCUACAGCUAUCUGUUCAAUACCAAGAUUUGUGAAGGGUCCUCUGUUUAUGCAACUACUAACACAAGAUUUAUGGUAGACCACAUGGGCUUAUGCUUAUUUGCUUUGAUACUAACUAUUGGGGGAAGACAUGAAGAGGGGGUAGAGAGGAGAGAUAUUGGGAUUUUAAAUUGACACUUAACUACAUGAGUAACUUACCACAAAUCAAUUAACUAGAAUAAAAGCAGGGGUAAUUCUGGUAUUUGGAAUUAGACUUUUGGAAAUUGCAUGCCUAAAGGCAACCAUUGGGGUUUGAUUUGUUAAUUUUAUAUUACAUGAAAAUGUUUGGUUUCUCU
Molecule: messenger RNA, 1692 nt
Organism: Lactuca saligna
Lineage: Eukaryota; Viridiplantae; Streptophyta; Magnoliopsida; Asterales; Asteraceae
Source: the annotation of a GenBank genome assembly